UACAAUUGGAGUUCUUGGUGAGUUAAAGUCUUCAAUUUCCAUAGCAGUUUCUGCUUACAUACUCUCAGUUGCGAUGUUCUCUUUGUUGCUGUUAUCAGGAGUUCUAACUAAUGAGGCUUCUGUAUUUUCUUUUUCUACAACAGAGUUUCUGAAUUCAAAUCCUCCAUAUUAG
This is a messenger RNA of Scutellospora calospora, 172 nucleotides long. NCBI's taxonomy places the organism in Eukaryota, Fungi, Glomeromycota, Glomeromycetes, Diversisporales, Gigasporaceae. The record is from the annotation of a GenBank genome assembly.